Molecule: messenger RNA, 1491 nt
Organism: Abrus precatorius (Indian licorice)
Lineage: Eukaryota; Viridiplantae; Streptophyta; Magnoliopsida; Fabales; Fabaceae
Product: ferrochelatase-2, chloroplastic-like
Exons: 9
Coding region: 64-1491 (475 amino acids)
Biological process (GO): heme biosynthetic process
Molecular function (GO): protoporphyrin ferrochelatase activity
Source: RefSeq, a predicted model, not a curated record
UCAUUCAACUUUCUUCGCCCAUACGCUUUUGGGGUUUGGAUCCCGAGCUUGAGAUUGUUCCCCAUGAAAGCGAUUUCCUCGUCUCCUCUUCCUUCGUCCUUUCCUAAAUCCUCACCGUCAUGUUCUGAUAUCCGAAGUUCUACCUAUGUCACUUGCCAUUCGGAUUGUUGCAAGUCAACUUCUCAAGCAUCUUUGUUUUUGUGUUCUAGCUCCACCAAUAGAAAAAAUGGAAAGCUUGGGGGACCAUUUUGUUUGAAUCCCUCUGGCAAGAGAAGCUUAGUUGGUCCAACAUCAUAUUCCGUGGACACGAGUGUGUAUGAUCUGACUGCUUUAGAAUCUCCUUCCCAUGCUGUUGAAGAAGAAGCUGGCGUGCUGCUUCUCAAUCUAGGAGGACCGGAGACUUUGAAUGAUGUUAAACCUUUUCUAUUUAAUCUUUUUGCCAAUCCUGAUAUCAUUCGUCUCCCGAGGUUGUUUCGGUUUCUCCAGCGACCAUUGGCAAAAUUAAUUUCUGUACUUCGGGCUCCUAAAUCCAAGGAAGGGUAUGCUGCUAUUGGUGGUGGCUCUCCUUUACGCAAAAUUACAGAUGAUCAGGCACUUGCACUUAAAAUGGCUUUGGAAGCAAAGGGCCUCUCUUCAAAUGUCUAUGUUGGGAUGCGGUACUGGUACCCGUUCACUGAAGAAGCAGUUGAGCAAAUUAAGAGGGAUGGGAUAACAAGGCUUGUGGUACUACCCUUUUAUCCUCAGUUUACUAUAUCGACAACUGGGUCAAGCAUCCGUGUUAUCCAGCAUAUUUUCAGGGAAGAUGCAUAUUUGUGUAGGCUUCCUGUUUCCAUUAUAAACUCAUGGUAUCAACGAAAAGGUUAUAUUAAGUCAAUGGCUGACUUAAUUGAGAAAGAGCUCGAGAGUUUUUCUGAACCUAAGGUGGUAAUGAUAUUUUUCAGUGCCCAUGGUGUUCCAGUCAGCUACGUUGAGGAUGCUGGUGAUCCAUACCGAGAUCAAAUGGAGGAGUGCAUCUUCUUGAUCAUGAAAGAGUUGAAAGCUAGAGGAAUUAGAAAUGAGCACACUCUUGCUUACCAGAGUCGAGUGGGUCCUGUACAGUGGCUGAAACCGCAUACAGAUGAAGUUCUUGUUGAGCUUGGCCAAAAAGGUGUGAGGAGUCUUUUAGCUGUUCCAGUGAGUUUUGUGAGUGAGCAUAUUGAGACCCUUGAAGAAAUUGACAUGGAGUACAAGGAAUUGGCCCUUGAAUCUGGCAUCAAGAAUUGGGGUCGUGUCCCUGCCCUUGGUGUUAAUCCUUCCUUUAUUACAGAUUUGGCAGAUGCGGUAAUAGAAGCUCUCCCAUCGGCAAGAGCAGUGUAUGCACCAACUAGCCCCUCUGAAGAUGAUCAUGACCCAGCUAGAUAUUUUAUUAAGAUGUUCUUUGGUUCAAUCUUGGCAUUUGUCUUGUUCUUGUCACCAAAAAUGAUCAUGGCAUUCAGGAAUCAUGUCAUUUAG